Molecule: messenger RNA, 867 nt
Organism: Closterium sp. Yama58-4
Lineage: Eukaryota; Viridiplantae; Streptophyta; Zygnematophyceae; Desmidiales; Closteriaceae
Source: the annotation of a GenBank genome assembly
AUGCUGAGCGAGUUCGAGGGCUUGGAUCGCAGCACGCAUCACAUCAUCACAGCUCUCAAGACCACCGUGUUCAUCUGCAAGUCGGAGGCGCCAAUCACCUCGUACGUGGGCACGAUCAAGUUCAUGGCCGAGCUCGGAGUCCCGAACCUUCCCUUGGAUUCCAAGGGAAACUACUUCUCGGAGGAGGCGUUGGCCGCGAAAGAUGCUGCUGAGAAGGUGACGGAGUUCAACAUCAUAGACCAGGCGGUGCGGAACGUGGCGGAGCAGCUUUCUAGUUGUUUCACUACCAUGUUCCCGGUUGUUGUAAGUGGAGAUUGUUGUACAUCAACCUCUGGCAGCAACUAUUCAUCCCACCCCCACUCCCAGGUUGACAUCACGGUGGUCGCGGGGGAGGUGUCGCUCGCUUGCAGGACAAUCGAGGUGCGUUACGUGGACUGCGAGGAUCGUUUCGGCAACGAUCAGUCGCCCCUGCUCUGCGCGUUCCUGAAGAAGCACGGCAACCCGGAGCACCGCGAAGUCACCGUCAAUGGUGUGGACCAGAACGGAGACGCUGCAGAGCACAAGUUCGUGCUUCACGAGCGCAAGAUCCCAGGCCAUACGACUGGCGGGGACUACUACUCCUGCAAGGCGGUGUGCCAGGAGUUUGCGAGGGUCUGCGUUGCCCGACUGGAGUUCCGCCUGGAAGACCUCAAGGACUUGGCCGGCUCCAAGCUUUUCCGGCCGUCAUGCUAUCCCGACGACAACGAGGAGCGGAUGAAGAAGUGCCGCGAGUGGUUGCGCAUGCUUGACCGCAUGUUUCGCCACCGCCUCUUUGACGUGUUCAAUGCUAGCAAGAAGCGCCGUCCGGGCCAGGAGUUUCUGUAUUGA